GCAUUCUCUUUUUGUGCAUUGUGCAAAUUACACAAAUAGAGACAGCCAGAUAGAGAGAGAGAGAGAGUAAGGUUAGAUCUCUCUCAAGGUGUUUAAUUGCGUUGAUCCAUUUGAGUUUCUCAAUAUAAGAGAGGAAAGAACAAACGAACCUUGCUUGGUAUGAAGGUGAUGAUGAUGAAUCCCUAUCUUUUUAUCUGAAUAGCUUCCAUUGAGUUUGUCUCUUUGCUUAGUGUUUGUUUGAUCCCAUGCUCACCUCACUAAAUUCGUUUGUCCUCUCCUCUGUGCCACCUUGUUUCAGAUCCAUCAAAACAAACAAAACCACUUUUUCUCACCAGCUUCUUCUUCCUUUCAGCCACAGAACAUAAUUAAAAAAAGGUAGCCAUAGAAAGGGAUUGAAAAAAGUUAUCAUCACUUUCUCACCUUUUGGUCAGUGAAAACAUGGGUACGGGUUGGAGAAGAGCUUUUUGCACUCGAGACCCUGAAUCCACCCUAUCAGAUAAGCAACAUAGUAGCCACAGUCCAAGUCCAAGCCCACGAAGCUGCGCUCGAUUGAACUUCUUCUCCGGAGGUAGCAACCCCUCCACUCCACGGUUGCAGCAGCAACAAUCUCAACCGGUCAACAGUCCAAGCUUGCGUUGCAGAACACUCGCAGAAGCAGCAGCAACUGUUAAUGAAAGCCCCAGAUUUCAAAGCAAAACCACUCCCAGAGCCACCAAGUCCCCCAAAACUGUUGCAGCCUCAAAUCCAAAUUCUCCUCGCUCACCUCUCAAGUUGUCCUUGUUCAAAAACAGUUUCAAAUUCAGGAGUAGCUGUGGAAUCUGCUUGAACAGCGUGAAAACUGGACAAGGCACUGCAAUUUACACAGCAGAAUGCUCACAUGCUUUCCAUUUCCCGUGUAUUGCUGCACAUGUACGCAAGCGUGGUAGCUUGAUUUGUCCCGUCUGCAACGCUGUCUGGAAAGAUGUGCCUCUGCUGGCUGCGCACAAGAAUCUCGGCCCUGAAUCCACCGCCCAGAACGACGUCGCCGCCGAUAAGCCCAAUGCCAGUGAGAAAAAGCGAGCAGAAAGCCCCUCACCGGUGUUUCAAACCAAGAAUCUGGAUCCACCUCAACAGCAACCGCAAUCACAAGCAAAGCAUUCCGAUUCAGUCAGAGCCUACGACGAUGAUGAGCCUCUCCUUUCUCCCAUCGCCGGCGGACGGAUCAUCCCCAUUCCCGAAGCCGAUGAGAAUGCAGAAGAUGAGGAAGAUGACGACGUCGGCGAGUUCCAAGGCUUCUUCGUAACCGCAAAGCCUUCAUCCUCAGUCAAAUCCUACUCCGAUGAUGUUCAAGCCAGCGACGGUGAUUCCAGAACUGUUCAGGUGAAGCUGAUGCCGGAGUGUGCAGUAGUAUCAGUUUCCCGGAGCCACGAGACUUACGCUUUAGUUUUAAAAGUGAAAGCUCCUCCGGCGAGGAGCGCCGCCAGCAGCGCCACCAAUCUGGACUCUCCACACCGCGCACCGAUAGAUCUCGUAACGGUGCUCGAUCUCGGUGGAAGUAUGACAGGAGCAAAGCUUCACAUGCUGAAGCGCGCGAUGCGUUUGGUGAUUUCCUCACUCGGCUCCGCUGACAGGCUCUCCAUCGUGGCAUUCUCCGCCACCUCCAAACGCCUCUUCCCGCUGCGGAGAAUGACGGCCAACGGCCAACGCCUGGCUCGCCGCAUCGUUGACCGCCUCGUUACCGGUCAAGGAACCGCCGUGAGUGAUGCAUUGAAGAAAGCCACGAAGGUUCUAGAGGAUCGCCGGGAGAGAAACCCGGUGGCCAGCGUCAUGCUCCUAUCCGACGGCCAGGAUGAAAGAGUUCAAAACAACAGCAACAAAUCAAGUAAUCAACGGAAGACAUGGAGCCACGUGUCCUCCACCUCAACGCGAUUCGCGCACAUCGAGAUUCCGGUUCACGCGUUUGGAUUUGGGGCCAAAAGCGGUUACAGUAACGACCCGGGUGAAGAUGCGUUUGCGAAAUGCGUGGGUGGGCUUUUGAGUGUUGUGGUUCAAGACUUGAGGAUUCAACUGGGCUUUCAAUCUGAUUCGGGCCGGGCCGAGAUCAGUGCUAUUUACACAUGCAGUGGCAGGCCCACGCUGCUUAGUUCCGGCGCGGUGAGGCUCGGCGAUUUAUACGCCGAGGAAGAGAGGGAGUUGUUAGUUGAGCUGAGGGUUCCGUCGUGGGGGGUUGGGUCCCACCAUGUGAUGACGGUUAGGUGCCUCUACAAGGAUCCUGGUAGCCAGGAGAUUGUGUACGGUAAGGAACAGGGGCUUGUGGUGCCCUCUCCACAGAGCUUGCGUUCAGGCACAAGAAUCGAGAGGCUGAGGAAUCUUUUCAUAACGACUCGAGCCGUAGCCGAGUCGAGGAGGGUGUUGGAGCAGAACGCUGACUUCACCAGCGCUCAUCAUUUGCUGGCUUCGGCUCGAGCUCUUUUGGUUCAGUCCGGCUCGGCUUCGGCUGCGGAGUAUGUUCGUGGCUUGGAGGCUGAGCUCGCGGAGGUUCAUUGGCGGAGGCAGCAAGUGGAGCAGGUUCAGGUUCAGAUUCAGCAACAACAACAGCAACGGAGAAGAGGGAGCGAUAGGGAGGUGAUGAGCUUGGUGGAUGAAAAUGGUGAGCCACUGACUCCCACAUCAGCUUGGAGAGCGGCGGAGAAGCUGGCUAAGAUGGCGAUGAUUAAGAAGUCUUUGAAUAGGGUCAGUGACUUACACGGCUUUGAAAAUGCUAGGUUUUAAUUUUAUUUUUAUUUUGUUUAAAACCUUUUUUUAAAAUUUGAAAAAAAAAAAUGUAGAGGGUGGGUGUAUUGAACAAAUAGUGAUGGUGGCUUUAUGACAAUAGAAAGGAAUGGGGGACAAGGUGGUAUGAGACGGCGCGGCCCUUUCUGCAACCGAUGAUGACGACAGAAAGAAGGUGGGGACACCGUGAAAUUUGAGAUAUUCAUUGGUUGUUAGCUUGGUCAUGUCUUUUUGUCUCGUGCCUUUUAUAUAUGUAGAGUUUAAUGUUUUCUGAAUUUUAAUCAUUUGCUUUUCAAGAUUAUGAUAUGAUGAUAUGAUGCACAUUGCACAGUGAUAAAACACUCACUCAGCUUGUUGGGGUGGAGAUUUUAUGGAAA
Messenger RNA from Lotus japonicus, 3128 nucleotides. Its product is annotated as E3 ubiquitin-protein ligase WAV3. Bases 439 to 2751 code for a protein of 770 amino acids. The record is from RefSeq and is a predicted model, not a curated record. The transcript is spliced from 2 exons. NCBI's taxonomy places the organism in Eukaryota, Viridiplantae, Streptophyta, Magnoliopsida, Fabales, Fabaceae.